Molecule: messenger RNA, 1560 nt
Organism: Danaus chrysippus (African queen)
Lineage: Eukaryota; Metazoa; Arthropoda; Insecta; Lepidoptera; Nymphalidae
Source: the annotation of a GenBank genome assembly
AUGCCGAAACUGGACAAGAAAAGGGCUGAAGAGGCUAAUCGUAUGUGGGCCAGCGCGUCGUUUGUUGGCGUCCUUAUCAUCAUAGGCUUGCCAUUAUGGUGGAAGACCACUGAAGUGUACAGGGUGGCUCUUCCGUACGAUGAGAUUAACGCCUUCGAUACUGAUUCCCACUUCAUCACAACGGAGCUGGUAGUACUAGCCAAUGAUGAGAAGACUGCGGCUAAAAUCGCUGAGGAUAUUGCAAAGGCUUUCGAACAGACAGAUAUAAUAAAACUGAAGAUCAGACAUCAGAAGUUAUCGGACAAUCUUCAUCAGACCCUGGACAUGGUUGCUGAUGAACAGGAGGCUCUAGAAGAGGUUGCAGCGGCUGUUGACGUGACGAAACACAACACCUUCCACGUGGUACAAAGAAGACACCUCUUCCAAGAUGUAUGGAUAGGAGGAGACAGGGUAGCAUUCUUCAGGGACUUAAAAGCAUCAUCAACAUUAAUCCGGGCGCUGUCAUCGUGGGUUCUACAACCAUUAUUGUUGGAGGGCGCUCGUUCGUUAGCUGCUGAUGAUGCACGCCGCGUGCGGCUCCCUAGUGAGCAACACCUGGACCUGCUAAUGACUGUGGUGCACCCACGACCUCAAAACAUGAAGGUUGUGUUCGACGCUCCAGCUGUUCUAGAAGAUUACAUCGGUUCAUUUGUGGAUGAGUUGUCAUAUCUACACAAUUUCACACUCAAGUCACAAUGGCUGCAUCUCACGGAGUUCGACUUCCAGGCGAAACAGGUGUUGGGUCCAUCUGGCCCUGAGUGGUGGGUCAGUGUGGACCGUCUGCCGCUGCUCCUCACACAGCUGGACGGACGAGGGCUGGGAACUAUUCGUCUUGCAGCAUACAUACUGCCGUGUGACGUCACACCGCUUGUAUUACACGACAGAGGAAGUCGAAUAGAUGCCCCAGUACCAGCUUUUAUGUCACCUAAAUGGGGUGGUGUUGUAUUACUGAACCCAUCCCGCGAAGAAUGCUCCAAGGGACAGUACGUGGUGCCCGUGAACAUGUUAAUGGGAACCUUCAUCUCACAACUCAGGAAACUACUCGGCAUCACUGAUAAGGUCCCUAUUCCAGAGGCGUACCUACUUCCUCUCGACUCCGUCUCUCCUCGUCAUUGGGAAUUGGAUUCUCUCUUACGUCUGCGUACCCUGGAACAAGUCACCAGCGCGCAGAGGAGCUUGAAGUCUCUAGCCAAACUUCUGGGUGAGAUCCCGAAUAUCGUGAUAACGGAUAAAGUGGGAGGCUACAUCCAAUCAGCUGUUGAGCAUGCGCAUGAAGCCCGCGUAUACUGUGAACUUGGGUCUUUAGUGGAGGCUCACGAAAACGCGCGCUCCGCCAACGACGCCGCUGAGACCGCCUUCACGGAACCCAGUCUAUUGGCAUUGUUGUACUUCCCCGACGAUCAAAAAUACGCGAUUUACAUACCUUUGUUCCUGCCUAUUAUGUUUCCCGUGAUAUUGUCGUUGAAAAAUCUUAUUCUGUGGUUUAAGGGGAAACCGGUUGUUAAGGAGAAGACUGAUUAA